Messenger RNA from Cornus florida, 1464 nucleotides. RefSeq lists its product as uncharacterized. Gene Ontology annotation, molecular function: translation initiation factor activity. Gene Ontology annotation, cellular component: cytoplasm; eukaryotic translation initiation factor 3 complex. Bases 422 to 1090 code for a protein of 222 amino acids. The transcript has 7 exons. Lineage: Eukaryota; Viridiplantae; Streptophyta; Magnoliopsida; Cornales; Cornaceae. The record is from RefSeq and is a predicted model, not a curated record.
UCGUCUUUUCCUUUCUAGUUUACUCCUUUCAUUUCCUUUCAACUUCGAAACCAUCACGCCGUAAAAGUGCACGAUAUGGGCCAACAAAACGCCUACCGCUAAAACCCCCAACUCUCUCUCUCUCUCUCCCCUUCCGUAUGGUAUUUGGCUUCUGCUUCUUCUUCUUCACUUCAAGAAAAAAACCCUAUAUCUGCAUCCGCAGAGUGUGAUUCUGCGAGUCUACAGUUCUAACAGGUUUCUACAACCACAUAGAUUGUUCCAUUUCUGUUGCCCAUCUUGUUUUCACGUGAUUUUAUCAGCACCUGCCCAGAAACACAGAAAAACGGCUGAUCAUAGUGUAUGUAGGUUUACGAAUUCUCUGGAAGACAGCAUUGAUACCUGGAUUUCGAAGUUUGUUUAAAUUACACAGGCGAGCAAUUAGAUGGAGGACUGGGAGGAUGAGCCAGCUCCAGUUCUUCUCAAAAAGGAGCAGCUAAAGAGUCAAUGGGAAGAUGAGGAUGUGGAUGAAAAUGACGUGAAGGAAUCUUGGGAAGAUGACGAUGAUUCUGCACCGGCACCUGCAGCUGAACCUCCUGCUCAAAAGGCCCCCAAGAAGUCUGAUGCAAAAGUUAGUGAAAAGAAGGGGAAAGCAGUUGAAAUAGCAAAGGAGGUGGCCCUAGAUCCUGUAGCGGAAAAACUUCGUCAACAAAGGCUUGUGGAAGAAGCAGAUUAUAGGGCCACUGCUGAACUAUUUGCUAAGACGGGUGAUGAGAAGUCCCUUGACAAUUUCAUCCCUAAGUCCGAAAGCGACUUUCUAGAAUACGCGGAGCUCAUUUCUCAUAAGCUUCGUCCUUAUGAGAAAAGUUUUCAUUAUAUUGGAUUACUCAAGGAUGUGAUGCGGCUGUCAAUGACUACUCUAAAAGCGGCAGAUGCAAAGGAGGUUGCCUCUUCUGUCACUGCUAUUGCAAAUGAAAAGCUAAAAGCAGAGAAGGAAGCCAAUGCUGGCAAAAAGAAGACAGGUGCAAAGAAGAAACAGCUAAUUGUUGAUAAGCCUGACGAUGAUGCAGUUGCUGCUGGCUAUGAUGGUUAUGAUGACUAUGAUUUUAUGUGAGCUUUUUGGUGAACGAGUUACCCUCGUCUCUGGAUUUCUUUUGAAAGCAUUAGGAUCUCGGUUUACAACAUUGACAUUGAGACAAGGAUCCGACAGCCUUUUCUGCCCGGAAUUAUGGAGUUCUGUGUCAAUAUUGCAUUUUGUUGGAUAGAAGGAUCUUUUAUGGUCAAUUGCAGGUUGCAUAUUUUUUGCUUGCUUGUAUGUUCAUCGGUGCUGUCAGGCAUUGGGUCAUUCAAUAGAAGCUAUGAGUUAUUCAAGUAUAGAAAUCACAGUACUACAUUUUCCUUGUCCUCAUUUGCAAAUAUUGGAACUAUAUAUAGAGACAUGAGGCUUCCAUUUGCUUUAUGAAAGUGUUUAAUGGUGAUUGUGGAUUA